AUGAUUAUAACUUCACCCAAGGCACUCCUCAACUUUCAAAGGUAUUUAAAUCAUCUUGACCGCUAUAAAGAGGCCCCGGAUCGAGAGCAUUACAUUAAUGAUGACGAAGAUUCCACAUCACUGAUCGCAUCUCAAUUUUUCAAUUCGUCUCAAGGUGUCCUCCCGUUUGAGAUUCUCGAGGACUCUUCAGGGGGUUGUGACGUCAGCGGCGACUUUAAUUGCGCACUUCGUUAA
This is a messenger RNA of Leptosia nina, 234 nucleotides long. Lineage: Eukaryota; Metazoa; Arthropoda; Insecta; Lepidoptera; Pieridae. The record is from the annotation of a GenBank genome assembly.